Messenger RNA from Trichomycterus rosablanca, 853 nucleotides. RefSeq names its product MAD2 mitotic arrest deficient-like 1 (yeast) (gene mad2l1). The transcript is spliced from 5 exons. NCBI's taxonomy places the organism in Eukaryota, Metazoa, Chordata, Actinopteri, Siluriformes, Trichomycteridae. The coding region runs from base 108 to 716 and encodes 202 amino acids. Gene Ontology annotation, biological process: mitotic spindle assembly checkpoint signaling. Gene Ontology annotation, cellular component: nucleoplasm; cytoplasm; kinetochore. The record is from RefSeq and is a predicted model, not a curated record.
GCAGUUCAAAUUUGUCUGAAUUCAAACUGUGUGGCGGGUAAGAAGAAAACAAGGGUGCUAUACAACAGAAUAUCAGUUCUUCAACAGGGGAGCAGACCAGCAUAAAAAUGUCCAAAACAUUACAGGGAAUUACACUGAAGGGAAGCGCUGAGCUGGUUGCCGAGUUCUUCUCAUUCGGAAUAAACAGCAUCUUAUACCAGCGAGGGAUCUAUCCUGCAGAGACUUUCACCCAUGUCACAAAGUACGACAUGAGUCUUCAGCUUACUACAGACCCCAAACUAAAUACCUACCUGACCAACGUGGUGACGCAGCUUAAAGAGUGGCUGUUUGAUUGCACAGUGCAGAAGCUGGUGAUGGUAAUCACAUGUCUUGAGACGAAUGAGGUCCUGGAGCGAUGGCAGUUUGACAUAGAAUGCGACAAGACAGCCAAGGAGAGCAGUGCUCCCCGGGAGAAGUCUAUGAAAGCCAUUCAGGAAGAAAUCCGCUCUGUUAUCAGACAAAUCACAGCCACUGUCACCUUCUUGCCUUUACUGGAAACUGCCUGUGCCUUUGACCUACUGAUCUACACAGAUAAAGAUCUGGAGGUCCCAGAGCAGUGGGAAGAGUCUGGGCCACAGCUUAUCGAUCAAUCCGAAGAGGUCCGGCUUCGCUCUUUCACCACCUCCAUCCACAAGGUCAACAGUAUGGUUGCAUACAAAAGAACAAACUCCAUGUAACUGUCUGUCUUUGUCUCUUUUCUGUACAUAGUUGUCUUUUGUGUCCAAAAGUCUCUGUCCCUAACUAGUUUCUCUGUCGCUGAGGUUUUUAUGACUGUAUUCCUGAAAAUGAAAAAUAAAAGCCCUGCUGUAUCACA